Vanessa atalanta (red admiral) is the source of this 876-nucleotide messenger RNA. RefSeq lists its product as uncharacterized. The coding region runs from base 34 to 831 and encodes 265 amino acids. The transcript is spliced from 3 exons. The record is from RefSeq and is a predicted model, not a curated record. Lineage: Eukaryota; Metazoa; Arthropoda; Insecta; Lepidoptera; Nymphalidae.
UGUGAAGUGUUUUAAAGAUUACGCAUAUUAAAGAUGUUCAGACGGACAGUUUUAUUACUAACAAUUGUUCUGACAAUUUUGCAGGGGGGCUAUGGCAAAACAUCAGGAAUUUCACAAUUCUGGUCGGACGAUAUCAAAGUGUUCGACAAAAUUUAUGGAAAGACAUCUGAUAAGGAACUAUAUGGAGUGACUCUCCCACCGAGUAUCAAGUUCGACAUAGACAGUAAAAUACCAAUUCAACACGAAGCUUCUGAAAAGAAAGAGAGAUAUCUAUCAAAUGGGAAGAACGUUCUAGAUUCAGAAUAUUAUCCUUACGAUUUAGGAGAUACUUAUGCAAAAUUAUUCUCGAAAUCGUUGUAUACCGGAAAGUCAAAACCAUCUUCUGCGUUGCAGUUCAUAAGCUUUUCAGAUUUCAAACCUAUAAGUGAAUCAACUGACCCAGAAACUUAUAGCUACCUAAAACAUCUAGAGAAAAUGAGUGAAAAGAAAAAUGAUUUAACAAAACAUUACAAAACUCACAUCGUAGCAUCAAAUUCUGAAGAAGACGAGGCUUAUAAAAGUAUUCAAGAUAUAUUAGACGCCCACGAAGCGAAUAAAAAUAGGGAUUCCAAGGAAGAUGAAAAGGAAUUUUCAAGCCCAAAAUCUAAAAAUAAGUUUAAUGACGAAAGUGCACGAUAUACGAGAAACAGAAACAGGAGUAAAGUAAGAUCAGUGAAUGGAAAUAGCAUAAAAUCUAGAUGCAUUUCUGGCAGAUGCAGGUAUACUCAAAGCUCUUUACACACUGGACCGUAUUUGCGAAAAAUACAACAUUACAGAUACUCUAGACGUUAGUUUAGGACUAAGUGUUUUUAUAGAUUAGUUAUUUAUUCGUAUCUA